CGUGACUUUGGUAGCUAGUGUAGAGUAGCAGAGAAGUUAGAGGAAGUGUAUGAAUUUUCGCGUACAUUAGUGAAAUAGCAAAAGCAUUUAUAACCUAUAGAAAGGCGAUGGAUAAACUUCGUCGUGUGUUAAGCGGCCAGGAGGAGAACGAAGAGCUUGGUCUUACUGCUCAGGUCCUGGACGCCUCCACGCUUAGCUACAGCACACGGGUGAAAUGGUUCAUCAUCUGUUUUGCCUGUGGGAUCCUGUGCUCCAUACUCGGAACAGCACUGCUUUUCUUACCCAAAGGCACUCAGCUCUUUGCUGUGUUCUACACAUUGGGGAACAUUGCCGCCCUGGCAAGCACCUGUUUCCUGAUGGGACCCCUGAAGCAGCUGAAGCGCAUGUUUGAACCUACCAGGCUGCUCGCCACAUGUGUGAUGCUGCUUUGCCUCAUAUUGACCUUGUGUUCAGUGUUUUGGUGGCAUAAAAGGGGAUUGGCCAUCCUAUUCUGCAUAUUACAGUUCUUGGCAAUGACAUGGUACAGCAUCUCCUACAUUCCAUUCGCCAGGGAUGCUGUCAUGAAGUGCUUCACCUCAUGUCUGAGUUAAAGCCACCUUUUGCCAGCAUAUCAUGUGAAGAGUGGUCCUAAUAUGCAAACAGAGUAAAUAUGUAAAAUAAUACAUUUUAUUUCAUGUUAUUUUUUUCUUAGAUAUACUCAGAAACAUUUCUUGAUAUGGCUUUUGUAUAAUUGUAUUGACAGCUAUUAGAGACUACAUACAUGUACUAACAUGGCUGUAUUAUACUUGCACAAAGAGAGAUCAUUUCCUUUUUUAUGUGAGUGUAUGCUUUGGGUGAGAGAAAGCUGAAUGCUUAAUGAAAAUAUUUAAGAACCUUUAUAAUAUAUUAUAGGCCAGAAUGAUACCAGAUUCUUGUGUGGUUCCUGCAAAAGGGUUGGAAAUAAUGUCUUAAUACAUUUUUUGGAUUACUGGCAACAAGCUGUGCUUUCAUUUUUCAUUUUACAUGAUCUAGGCAGUAAAGGCAUUAUGACUUAACAAAUACUUUGUACCCUGUAAGAAAAAAAAAUAUUUUUACAAAUGAUUUUGAACUUCAC
Molecule: messenger RNA, 1093 nt
Organism: Megalops cyprinoides (Indo-Pacific tarpon)
Lineage: Eukaryota; Metazoa; Chordata; Actinopteri; Elopiformes; Megalopidae
Gene: sft2d1
Product: SFT2 domain containing 1
Exons: 8
Coding region: 108-590 (160 amino acids)
Biological process (GO): vesicle-mediated transport
Cellular component (GO): membrane
Source: RefSeq, a predicted model, not a curated record